Molecule: messenger RNA, 1026 nt
Organism: Vicia villosa (hairy vetch)
Lineage: Eukaryota; Viridiplantae; Streptophyta; Magnoliopsida; Fabales; Fabaceae
Product: mitochondrial import inner membrane translocase subunit TIM17-2-like
Exons: 1
Coding region: 75-722 (215 amino acids)
Biological process (GO): protein import into mitochondrial matrix
Cellular component (GO): mitochondrial inner membrane; TIM23 mitochondrial import inner membrane translocase complex
Molecular function (GO): transmembrane protein transporter activity
Source: RefSeq, a predicted model, not a curated record
AAGUACAAUUAUUAGAAAGAAGAUAAGUAGAAAAACCAAAGCCAUAGAGAAAGAAGAAGAGAAGAGAGACAACGAUGGGAACACCAGAGACUUCAAGAGAACCCUGCCCUGAUCGAAUUCUCGACGACAUAGGCGGUGCUUUCGGCAUGGGUGCCGUAGGUGGCUCCGCCUUCCACUUCCUUAAAGGCCUCUACAAUUCUCCCAAAGGCUCCCGCUUCGUCGGCGCUUCCCAAGCCGUUCGUCUCAACGCUCCCCGAGUCGGCGGUAGUUUCGCCGUCUGGGGUGGUCUCUUCUCCUCCUUCGACUGCACCAUGGUCUACCUCCGCCAAAAAGAAGACCCUUGGAACUCUAUCUUCGCCGGCGCUGCUACCGGUGGUUUUCUCUCCAUGCGGCAAGGUUUGGUCGCUUCCGGGAGGUCUGCUGCGUUUGGUGGGGUUCUCUUAGCGCUUAUUGAGGGGGCGGGGAUUAUGCUUAACAAGGUUCUUAGUGGGCAGCAGCCGGGGCCUGCUGUCAUGGAGGAGCCAAUCUCCGGGCAGCCCAAUGGUAUUUUUCCGGGGAAACAGGUUCCGCCUCCGGUUGAUUCGGAAGCUAAACAGUGGUUUGGUGGUGGAUUGUUUGGUGAAGAUAAGAAAAAAGAUGAAGCUGUUUCUGGUGGAGGAAGUGAGACCAAGGUUUUGGAGAGUUUUGAUGCUCCUCCAGUCCCCAAUUUUGAUUACAAGUGAAAUUUGGAUCUGAUUAUUAUGAAUUAUGAAUCAAAUAUUGAAUAUCUGAUUACAAAGGUUUUAGUUUUAUUGAACCUUUUCUACUAUAUAUUGUCACGUAUAGUUUUGUUUAGUCUGGUUUAUUGUCAGGUUAUUUAUGCAAGAGUGUUUUAUAUAAUCUUAUGAUAUCUAUGUAAGAGAAUAAGAGGCAGUGUUGACGAAACUGAAUAAUUGUUCAAUGGAUUAUGUAGAUAUGUGUGGUGUGGUGGUGUUCUUUUAUGGGAACUGGAAAUACAAUGAAGUAGUAAUCAAAUUUGAAUUCAAA